AUGUUUUCAGGAUUUGGAGGAUUUGGAGGCUAUCAAUCUGGAUUUGUGAAUGUUGCUCAAAAGUAUGAGGAUUACUUCAGAUGCUAUCCAAUAGCGAUGAUGAAUGAUCGAAUUCGCAAGGAUGACGCAAAUUUUGGUGGCAAGAUGUUUUUGCCGCCCAGUGCGUUGAGCAAACUGACGAUGCUAAGUGUUAGAUACCCUAUGCUGUUCGAACUAACAGUUCCAGAAACAAGAAAGGUUACGCAUGGAGGUGUGCUAGAGUUUAUAGCCGAAGAGGGGCGGGUUUAUCUACCCCAGUGGAUGAUGGAAACACUGGGGGUACAGCCUGGAUCACUUUUACAGAUUGGUUCUACAGAUGUUCCACUUGGCCAGUUUGUGAAAAUAGAGCCUCAGUCUGUGGAUUUUCUUGAUAUCUCAGAUCCCAAAGCAGUGUUAGAAAACGUUCUGAGGAAGUUCUCGACUUUGACCGUCGCCGAUAUAAUAGAAAUUAGCUACAACAAUCGUAGCUAUCGCAUUAAAGUUUUGGAGGUAAAGCCCGAAAGCAACGCUAAUAGUAUUUGCGUUAUAGAGACUGAUUUAGUUACAGAUUUUGCUCCUCCAGUUGGCUAUGUGGAGCCGGAUUAUAAGGCAGUGCAAAAGGAGAAGAAACUUCAGGCUAGGUUGGAUCCCUCGAUUCAGGGUUUAGGUCCUAUGUCUCAAAGAAUAGAGUACGCCGCUACUGUUAACUCAGGCUCAGAAAUUAAAAGCUUUUUUGGGGGUGAAGGGAAAAGGUUGAGCGGUAAGAGUCAAAAAACGACAAAGGAAAGUUCAAAUGAAACGGAGAUACAAGCGGUAAAAGUAGACUUGAGUGGAGAACCGGCUCCCCUUAAUAUUCCAGAUGGUAUGCUUUUUUUUGGAUUUCCUUUGGUCCCGCCUCAAACUGCCGAGAUUGAUAACACUGGAUCUUUGGAUUCUCAAAUUCAUUUCAAGGGAGCAGGCCAAAGUAUAAGACAGAGCAACAACAAGAGGCGAGGUACCAGAGAUCAUUCAAACCCGAAAACAAAGGCGCCCCGCAGCCCUGAGGUAAUUGAAAUAGAUUAG
Molecule: messenger RNA, 1080 nt
Organism: Lachancea dasiensis
Lineage: Eukaryota; Fungi; Ascomycota; Saccharomycetes; Saccharomycetales; Saccharomycetaceae
Source: the annotation of a GenBank genome assembly